AUGGCGGCGGUCCCCUCCCCCGACACUCCGGGUGGCCCCAACUUCCUGCGGUGGCUCCAGUUCAGAGUUAGCGGGUUUGAGUGCCCCUCCGUCUACCAGUUGGUGAAUCCAUCGGCAAGGGCGGUGAGUAUCUGCUACUGGGCAGAUGCGAACAGGCGAGCCUAUGGCAUCGUGUGCGCCGCAAUCGACUCCCGCACCAACCAGCAGGCGGCCAUCAAGAAAAUCGGCGACAUCUCAGCAACCCGCUGGACGCGCGGCGCACGUUGCGCGAGAUCCAGCUUAGCACCGAAGUCGCGCGUGCAACUUUGGCCCGCUGCGGCGCAGAUUCUGCGGCACGUGCGGGACCACAGCAACGUCAUUACCCUGCCCACCUCUUCCCGCCGUCGGGAUGUGUGCAUGGUGUAUGAGAUCAUGGACACCGACCUGCACCAGAUCAUCAGCUCGCCGCAGCCGCUGUCGGAUGAGCACAUGCAGUUCUUCAUCUACCAGCUCAAGUACCUGCACUCGGCUGAGGUGGUGCACCGCGACCUCAAGCCCUCCAACCUGCUGCUCAGUGACAACUGCGUGCUGCGCAUCUGCGACUUUGGGCCAGCUGCAUGCCCUACUUCCCCAAAGGAGUAUUUCCCCAGCGCAAGCACGCACGUCAUCGACCUAUUGGACCGGCUGCUCACCUUUGAUCAGCGUGCGAGGCUGCUGAGCGGGCGCCUUCCUGCAAGGCGGCGACUACAACAGGCGCACCGCUUCCCUCCCAGGCUGGACAGCCGACCCCGACCAGCAGCGCAGCUGGCGGCGGCAGGGGUGAAGGAAGGCGCCUCCUGCACCCCCACCGACGACGACACUGCGACCAACCAGCCCGCCACCGCUCCCGCCACCCCAGCCGCCACUCCCCCUGACGUCUACACAGCCUGGCGGCGGCUGGGCAUCGAGGCAGCGCCCAUCCAGCUGCGGCUCUUUGGCACCAUGGUGGACUCGGUGCUGUCUCGUGGCGCUGAGCAGCCAGCGCCUGUGGACCUGGGCAAGCUCGGCGACGCUGCCCAGCGGCGCCAGCUGGCGCAGCUCCAGACGGCGGUGGCGAAGGGCGGCGCCCGCCGGCUGGAGCACUAUGUGCACAACGUGGUGGGCGCCCUCAACCUAGCGCCCGCCAUGUUUGGGCAGCGCGAGACCUACCUGGACGCAGUGCGGCGGCGGCAGGACCGCGAGGCGCUGGCGCAGCUGCACAAUGGCGCCCACUGGGGCACGGAAGAGACUGGCCGCUGGCUGCGGCGCCCCCGAGAGGGGCGAGUCUGCCCCCACUGCCACGCUCUGCCUCCAGUACCCCAAUCUGUUCUCUGA
Molecule: messenger RNA, 1332 nt
Organism: Chlorella variabilis
Lineage: Eukaryota; Viridiplantae; Chlorophyta; Trebouxiophyceae; Chlorellales; Chlorellaceae
Exons: 10
Coding region: 1-1332 (443 amino acids)
Biological process (GO): intracellular signal transduction; protein phosphorylation
Cellular component (GO): cytoplasm; nucleus
Molecular function (GO): ATP binding; protein serine/threonine kinase activity
Source: RefSeq, a predicted model, not a curated record